Trypanosoma theileri is the source of this 738-nucleotide messenger RNA. RefSeq names its product programmed cell death 6 protein-like protein. Gene Ontology annotation, molecular function: calcium ion binding. The record is from RefSeq and is a predicted model, not a curated record. NCBI's taxonomy places the organism in Eukaryota, Euglenozoa, Kinetoplastea, Trypanosomatida, Trypanosomatidae. Bases 1 to 738 code for a protein of 245 amino acids. The transcript has a single exon.
AUGACGUACGCCCCGCCAUACUCAUCAUGGUACCCUCAACCACCACUACCACCACCACAACCACUACAACCACCACUACAACCACUACCACCACAAACACAAACCCCAAUCCUCUACCCACAAAUACCAACAACAACAACAACAACACCACAACCACAAAUACCGACUCAAACCCUUUACCAACAACCACCACUACCACUACAACCAUCACAACAACAUCCACUCACGAGUACAACGGUGGAACCGGAGACAAUUCGCCAGUUUCAGGCGGUGGAUCGGUUGAACAGAGGUAAAAUAGGAGUUCCAGAGCUUAAUACCGCCCUAAGUGCAUCUGGUAUGAGAUUUAGCUACGCCACAACAGAACGAUUGCUGCGUAUGUACGAUGUGGAUUAUGAUGGAGAGAUAUUUGUAAAUGAGUUUCAAAUGGUGCUUGAGUACAUUCGAUACAUGGGUGCAGCCUUUCGUCGCAGAGAUACAAGUGGUGAUGGACGACUUAGUGGCGAUGAAGUGCGGGUGGCACUGAAAGAGAGUGGGUAUCACCUUAAUGAUUCUACAUUCCAAGUAAUGAUGCGUAAGUUUGACCGAUCGAAACGGGGAAGUCUUGGCUUUGAUGAUUACAUUGAGAUUUCCAUUUUUUUAUCCAAUGUAUCUAAUGCUUUUAAUGAGAAUGUGCGGACAGACGGUAACGUGAUAUUUGACUUUGAUAAGUUUAUUGUGGUUUCUGUUUCGCUGCUGUGA